ACCCAACUCAGCAUAUAUGGUAGGAAUUGGCGCUUGCAACAGAACAAUGAUCCUAAACACCGUCCAGAGUUGCAAGAUUUUAUUGUCCAAAAUAGGAUAAAGGCAAUGGAUGGAGAAAAUGCAAAUAUUAUGUUGGGCAAAGAACUUGAAGAAUGUCCCAACACUGAAACAAUUGAAAACUUGCAGGCAUCCUUUGGGAACUGUUCAGAAUUGGUUCCUUGA
This is a messenger RNA of Paraglomus occultum, 222 nucleotides long. Lineage: Eukaryota; Fungi; Glomeromycota; Glomeromycetes; Paraglomerales; Paraglomeraceae. The record is from the annotation of a GenBank genome assembly.